Molecule: messenger RNA, 4352 nt
Organism: Pleuronectes platessa (European plaice)
Lineage: Eukaryota; Metazoa; Chordata; Actinopteri; Pleuronectiformes; Pleuronectidae
Gene: sh3bp2
Product: SH3-domain binding protein 2
Biological process (GO): signal transduction
Molecular function (GO): SH3 domain binding
Source: RefSeq, a predicted model, not a curated record
CUUGUUGGUUCCAUUUGAACACUCGACUUCUGGCUCCUCUGUGGAGAAGCAGCUGGAUCCUGGUGAGGUGUGUGUGUUUGUGCAGAUGCUUCUCUCGUUGUCUCAUUUCAGAUUAUGUCAAAUGUUUGGUGACACGUAGGCGUUUGUCUACCUGUGGAUUUGACUCAUUACACUCCGCUGUGUUGAUAUAACUCCAGUGGGGUUCUAAAGGAUCUUAGCAGGUUAGUUUAUUCUCACAGAAUUCGAUGAAUGGUGUUGGCACUGUGUGUGUGUGUGUGUGUGUGUGGUCCAGGUAUGACUCAUGUUGUCACAUCAUGGGGAGAUGUCUUCCAUGUGGGGACAAAAAGCAGGGCCCCAUAAUGUGAAUGAUUCAAUUCUAUGGUUGAAAACUUGUUUUAAGCUUUUCAAGCAGGAGGCGUGAAAGUAAAUGAGCACGAAGCAAAUGAUUGUUUAUUCACAUUGUUUGUUUCAUCUUUGUAUGUGUGUUGCUUAAAAAAAAACACAUCUGCUGCUCAGACUUCCUGUGCACGUCUCGGAGGAGGAGCCCCCCCGACAUGUCCUGUAGUGAUAGGUGGCUCGUGGGGUCUCAGUCUUACUUUCUGGGGUCUGCAGAACAACUUGACUGUUAGAUUAGAUUGGGACAAGAUAAUGAUAAGAUUGUGAUGUCAGGACACUGGGAAGCUGAAGGUUGAGAUCCCUCAUUCCUCAAUUACACACUUUAGAUUUCAAAAACAUGAAACUUCCCCUGCAGCCUCACACAGGAACGUGGUUGGUUCAUAUCUCAGUUGAUUCAGGACCAGUUUCCAUACAAGGUGGUGUGCACCUUAAUGUUGUUUGUGAUCCACCAGUAACCAAGAGAAGAAGUAAAGUUCUCACCAAAGUUAACACGCUAACGGUGUCGAUGCUUCAUGUAAAGUUUCCUCGUUCCAGGAGGAUUCAACUCUUGCAGGCAACCUUAGCUGCAGCUGCCAGCGGGGGGGGGGGGGGAUCAGGUCAGAUGUGUUGACCACUUUGCAUUUCACGUCACAAAUACUGCACACAGCCUCGUGUGCGUCCACUUUCUACACACCAUUGCCUCCCAUUACAGACACUGAUGCAAACCUUCCCAGGAAACGUGGGUCUGCUCUCAUGCAAAUCAGUCGCUGCUCAAACCUUCACAGGAACUUCUGCGUUUCAGGCCUUCGUGUGUGUGUCUGUGUGUGUGUGUGUGUUUGACCUUUGUAUUGUUCCAGCCUUACUGAAUGGAAAGUCCCCCCAGCCUCUUUCCCAGGUUCUGUCUGAGUGUGUGGUGUAUUUGUGUGCAAUGUUGUGGUUUGCGUCCGGCAGCCAAUCACACAGUAGCUCUGAGGAAGCAGGAAGGAACCUGCCAGCGCUGCUUGACCAAUGAGAGGCCGGGGCUGGAGAACAUGGCCCCUUCAGGAAGCGAGUGGCGGUGUACGAGGGGCGCAGACCACUGACAGACUCUCUGCUCGACACGGCCGACGCUUCUCCGCCAUUCUUUUCACUAGGCUUCCUCCAUUUUCUCCAUCAAUCCCUCUCUCCAUUUGUUCCUGCUUCUUUUCUGUCUUUCCUCCACCUUCGGAUCCAGAUUCUCCAAAUCUCACCAGUCGUCUACUCUCGAAUCUACAACUCAGGCCAUUCCUCCUUUGUUCAGUCCAACCUUACCUCCAUCCUCCGGUUGCUCCACCUGCUUUAAAAGUAUGCUGGCGUACCGCGCUGUGCCGCCGCCCUCAUGUCCACCGACAUGUCCUCUCCGUCCAUGAGGGGGAAGUCAUUCGCGAGGCGCACCAAGCCGAGCACUAGGACAUGCUUUCGGGAGCAGAGGAGUGUCAUAACCAUGUCGUCUCCAGAGGUCUGCUGGCCUGUGCCGAUGCGAGCCAUCGGGGCUCAGAACCUCCUCACCAUGCCCGGAGGAGUCUCCAAGGCCGGGUACCUCCACAAGAAGGGGGGCAGCCAGUUCAGCCUCAUGAAAUGGCCGCUGAGAUACAUCAUCAUCCACAAGGGCUGUGUGUACUACUUUAAGACCAGUACCUCUCCAGCCCCACAGGGGGCGUUCUCUCUCAAUGGCUACAACAGAGUGAUGAGAGCCGCUGAGGAGACGACGUCCAACAACGUCUUUCCUUUUAAGAUCGUCCACUUCAGCAAGAAACACAGGACGUGGUUCUUCUCUGCCGCCAGCGAGGACGAGCGGAGGAAAUGGAUGCGAGAGCUGCGGAGGGAGAUCGAUCACUACAACGACCGGAAAGAGUCUCUCAUUCCCAGCGACUCUGACUCCGACGCCGACAGUUUCUACGGCACCAUCGAGCGGCCGAUGGACAUCAAGCACCACGACAGCAACGCAGACGACGAUUACGUUGAGGAGGACGAUGAUGACGAUGAGGAAGACUAUCUGCAGCCCGACGCCGACUACUCGCCGCCAUCUACAGGUCGCCCGCGGGGCCCCCCCCCCACCUACCCUCCCCCUCCGGUGCCGGCAGUGUUCCAGUUUCGUCACGACUCUGGUCUCAGUUUCCACAAAGGCCCGCCCCCCCCCGUCCCGCCGCAGCACAGGAACCCGACCGCCCCGCUCCCCAAAAGACCUCCGCCCACUUUCCCACCUCCCUUCAUCCUGAAGGAGCCCAGCAGAGGCCCCCCUCUUCCCCCUAUUCCCAUUACGUCCCACCUGCGCAGGCCCUUGUGUCACGACUCUCCUCCUCCUCCUCUUCCUCCUCCUGUGAACAAGCCAAAGAGAACUCCUCCUCUGAACAAGCCGCCCUCCCCAGGUGAGCCGGGGAUCCUCAACAGAGAGUGGCGGCCUCUGUCGACCCUUUCUAACCAGCUGGUCUCCACUCUGCCCAUCUGUGAGCGCUUAGAGACCAGGAUGCUGCCAAAUGGCCCCGCCCACUGCUCCCUGAAUGCUUUAGGGAGCCAAUCGCUGGACAACAACCGUCCCCGCCACAAGCCCACCCUGCUGAGCCACCAUCCCACCACCAGACCUGUGACUUCAGAAUCCCUGACCCCGAGUCUGAUGCCCCCCUUUCAACCGCAUCACCCUGGUCUUCCCCCUCCGCUCUCUCCUCUGCACAAACCUGGACUGCACAACAAGCCGAUGGCGAGCAAACCUCCUCCGCCGGCCGCCAGACCCCCGACGCCUGCAGCCAAGUCCAAGCCACCGGGAACCUCUCUCCAAAGAGCGUCUCCCGAGGGACAGAGCUUCCGCUCGUCAGGAGACGAGACGCCGUCGGAGUUCAGGUGGAAACGGGAUCCGGGGAAAGGAGACGACGACUCGGACGACGACUACGAGAACGUGCAGCUGCCGGACUCCGUGUUCAUCGACACGACCGAAACCUGCUUCGUAGAAAAGAUGUUCAGAGAGGGUCCCGACCCCCCCGAGGACGGACUGUACGGAAUCAGAAACUCUGGAACCAAAACCUCAAAGGUGCUGGUGGUGUGGGAUGGCGGUUUAGGCAAAGCCAGAAACUACCGACUGUUUGCAGACGAGGACAUCUUGUUCCUGGACUCCGAAGUGACCUUCCCCUCUCUGUCGACCCUGAUCGAACACUACCACACACAUCCUCUUCCUCACCACGCCUCGCUCUGCCUGCAGAAGCCUUUCAGCAGACCCCUGGGAUCCAAACAGUCGGCAGAGCUCGAGCCUCUGUCUUGGCCCACUCACGCUGCAUCGUGAAGUCACACGCAAACAAACAGACGAGUGGAAACGGGUGAAACCAUAAACUGAACUGAACAGCCACUGGAACCAGAGUUUCUCCUGCCGGACAUCCACAACUCAUGGAAAUAACAGAUUGGAAACAACUGGCACAGAUGGUUAAACUGAUCUGAACAUCCACUUACACCAGAAUGCUCAAAGCUUCAUGUUCCUGCAGCUGUUUGCAAACAGGAAAGUGUAAAAAGAUAAAGUGAUGAAGUCCAAUCCAAGAGAUUCAGAUGGAAGUGGAGUGUUUUGUCCACAGGGGGCGCUGUUACACAAAACGACACGGUUAUUUCCUAUGAGUCACAUCUUUGGACCAUCGAAUCAGGAUCAACUUUACUCUAAAACUUUGAAUGAACUAUGAUCUGAAUAAUUGAAUGAAUGAAUUUGUCUCAUCCGGGAUUUUCCACUUAAACUGUAGUUUUUUUUAUAAUGUAAAAAUAGACAUUUUGAAAGUAUAACUCAGUAUUACUCAACAUUACUGGUGCCACAUGUUUGAAAACAGCUGUUCUAGUUUGUGCAGCACUGACUUUAAUACUGUAAAUGACUAUAUAUGUACAUGCUGUAUCUACUGUAAAAUAAAUGUGUCUAUCAAAAUGUAAAUAUAACGUUUUUUUUACAAACGUGUAAUAUGUUGAGAAUUUAUAAAGGAUUGUUUAGAGCC